GGACAAAAAGUAUUAGACAAAACCAGAGACUUUGAAGACCACCGAUUUUAGUUAGGGCUGAGUUGAGAGGAAGAAGAAACAGAGCAGACCAUAUGAAGCUUUGGUAUUGACAGAAAACGAUGCCGCUUUCAGGUGACAAACCACCAACUAACCCUAAGCCCAACUCCUCACCAUUGAAGAAGAUAUGACCUAGCUGGUCAGCUCUCUAGCUCAAGAACGUCAAACCUCUCGAGCAUGUUGUCUUCACCAUGCAAAUACAAUCCUUCUCCACGCACAACUCUACAGAUUCCAAAUCUAACAUUUUGGAAGCCAAAAUAAUCGUCUCCAAAUUUUCCAACAUGGACAUUACGCGGCUCUUGUCCGACGAACUCCUCCUCAUGGUACUGUCGAAGCUUCCGGAUUCGCAGAUAAAACCAAAUUAUCUUGUCUGCAAGCGCUGGAAUAAUCUCCAGGGCCGCCUUGUACGGUCCUUGAAGGUGCUAGAUUGGAACUUUGUUCAGUCAGGUAGGUUGAGUAUAAGAUUCCCUAACCUUACACAUGUGGAUUUGAUUAAUGCCUGUUUAGUUUCGCCGCGAAAUUCCGGGAUUUGGUUGAGUCACGGAAAGUUUUCCAUGCGUCUCGAUCCCAGGUUUUCUUCAAACUGGCGUGUUUUGGAGGAGCAUUUGUUGAGCGUCGAGAUGGUUGAUAAAGGGCUGAAAACUCUGGCAAGUGGGUGCCCUAAUCUGCGCAAAUUGGUUGUGAUUGGUGCUAGUGAGAUGGGAUUGUUGAGUGUGGCAGAGGAGUGUUCAACUUUACAAGAACUGCAUUUGCAUAGAUGCAACGAGAAUGUGUUGUGUGGGAUUACAGCAUUUCGAAAUUUGCAGAUUCUUAAAUUGGUGGGCAGUGUGGAUGGGUUGUAUCACUCAUUGGUGUCAGAUAUUGGGUUAACGAUAUUGGCUCAAGGGUGCAAGAGGUUGGUGAGGCUUGAGCUUAGUGGUUGUGAGGGUAGCUUUGAUGGUAUUAAAGCAAUUGGGCAAUGUUGUCAGAUGCUUGAGGAAUUGACUCUCUGUGAUCAUAGGAUGGAUGAUGGGUGGGUUGCGGCACUCUCAUAUUGUGAGAAUUUGAAGACUUUGAGGAUUGUUUCAUGUAAUAGGAUUGAUCCGAAUCCAGGACCAGAUAAGUAUUUGGGGUCCUGCCCUGCUCUUGAGCGGUUGCAUAUGGAAAAUUGCCGGCUGGGAGAUAAAAUGGGUGUGCGAGCGAUGUUUAGAGUAUGUGACACAGUGAGGGAGCUGGUGAUUCAUAAUUGUUGGGGUCUGGAAAAUGACCAUUUCAGCUUGGCAAGUGCAUGCAGGAGGGUAAAGUUGCUAUCGUUGGAAGGAUGCUCGUUGCUGACAGCGGAAGGCCUGGAAGCUGUUUUUCUUUCCUGGAAUGAACUUCAAAACCUUAGAGUAGUAUCAUGUAAAAAUGUGAAGGACGGGGAAGUCUCUCCUGCACUUUGGACCUUGUUCUCUACUCUGAAGGAGUUGAAAUGGAGGCCUGAUACCAAGUCUCUUAUUGGCCAACACAUUCACUUAGAGCAGCUGUAGUAAGUGCCAUUUAUGCAAAUGCUGUACCAAUAUAACCAGUCAUUUGCUACUUCAUCUGGUAGGUUGACGAGGAGCUAGCUUAGGAAUAAAACCAUGGUGCACUUGUUACUAGCUUUGCCCCUUCUUAUAUAUAGAUUAGGUUCGAUCUUGGUGCCGGUGCAGAUGCUUGUAUCUGCAGCGCUGGAAUUCGAUCUGGGCAUUGUAGUAUUUGUUUAGCCUUCCUUUCCCAUUUUUGUAAUUAGGGUCAAUUAGCAUAUCUUAUGUACUGAUAGUUUGAUACACAUCACAUGUAGUUUAUCUUCCGCAACCAUACAUUUCCUGCUCCCGUUGUUGGCAAUCAAAAGUUGUGAUUGAUA
Molecule: messenger RNA, 1921 nt
Organism: Tripterygium wilfordii
Lineage: Eukaryota; Viridiplantae; Streptophyta; Magnoliopsida; Celastrales; Celastraceae
Product: F-box protein At5g51380-like
Exons: 2
Coding region: 249-1565 (438 amino acids)
Biological process (GO): SCF-dependent proteasomal ubiquitin-dependent protein catabolic process
Cellular component (GO): SCF ubiquitin ligase complex
Molecular function (GO): protein binding
Source: RefSeq, a predicted model, not a curated record